This is a messenger RNA of Paramuricea clavata, 1682 nucleotides long. Lineage: Eukaryota; Metazoa; Cnidaria; Anthozoa; Malacalcyonacea; Plexauridae. The record is from the annotation of a GenBank genome assembly.
AUGAUAAAGCAUGGGAUGGACGUAAUACGACAGGCGACAACCUUUAUGAACCCGGGCCAGGUCCCAGUCAUUACUGUAGACCAACCUCUAUUUGCCUUGGUGAAGAUGGUGCAGUGGAAGUGGCCGACGUCACACGGAGAGCAGGCAUUCGUUGGGAUGAUGGGUGGUCUCCACGUUGAGAUGGCACUAUGGAGUGUAGUUGGCGACUUGCUAGAUGGGUCAAGAUGGACCACCGCCUUGACAGAAGCUGACGUGGCCUCGUCUGGUGUGGCAGAUUCAUUCCUGAAGGCAUCACAUCUAACAAGAACAAGGUAUGUUUGAAUUCCUGUUCAUAUAACUAGUUGUUUUCUCAGCCAGUGAGAGUUGCUUUUAUUGUUAUGAAACCGUAACUGUAUGCUUUUAAAUUUCAGGCAUGCUCACCAGGUUACAUCUCUUGCCCUGCAUAUGCUAAAGAAAGAGGCAUUUUCGACGUGCGCUGAUGACACUACAAUGGCUACAUGGGAGGACCAGAGAAAAACAAGGAGCCCGACAUUUCUCUUCUGGGAUCUUAUCUUGAAGUACGAGACCCUGGUUCUACUUUUUGUACGUGCACAUCGCCAGCGUAAUUUCACCCUGUACGUCGAGGCCCUUGAAGAGUUAAUACCAUUAUUCUUUGCACUGGAUCACAUGAACUACGCCAGGUGGGCACCCAUCCAUCUUCGAGACAUGAAGUCCUUGCCUGAAUCAAUCUCCAAGGUGUUUCAAGAGGAAGGACGUUGGGUAUUGUCGAAGACGGGCAAUCGGUUCUCUGCGAUCCCUUUUGACCAGGCGCACGAGCAGGAGAACAAGGUCGUAAAGAGUGCAGGAGGAGCCGUUGGCCUUACGGAAAACCCUGUAGCCUUUAGGUAAACUUUAAUAUAUAAUUACAAAAACUUCAUGUUACAACUGAAUUCGGUGCAUCGCGAAAUUCAUUUCCAAAAUGCUGGUUUUGUUUUAGACCUUAAAAAAUAGCAUAGUAAAUCAAUCCAAUCCAUUCAAGCGAUUCCUGUAUUGACAGAAAUCCAUUUGACUGCAUUAGGGGACAGGGCAAGUAAUUGAUAACAGGGCAAGUAAUUCAUUGUCCUGGACGGUUUAAUCGACUAUGCGCUCUUAUGAAAACAAAAAUGGUCGCGAUGCAUUGAAUUCAGUUUGCAAGACAGACAGUUGUUCUGAAAAAUCUGAAUGCUUUAGUUACAAAAUAUGGAUUAAUAGAUCUAAAAGCAAUAUUUUUUUUAAAAAAAAAGUUUCAGCUGAGCAAUUAUUAUUUUUCAUUUUCUAUUUUCAGACGAUGGAUGCUUUCCGGCCCUGAGACAACAAGGCUUCUGCACCAGUUUGAAGGUCAAUAUCUAGAAGAUAGCGACGAGCGUGGCGGACGUCUCAACCACGAAAUGGGCCUCAGUGCGCAAAAGACGUUUAAGCAGCAGGUGAAUAAACUAGUAGAUGUAAUGAGAGAGAUGGGAAACCCUUUCCUCAACGACUUUCCUGAGUUGGUUACACUGGAUAGCCGUGAUUGUGCAGACGAUGACGUAGCUAAGGCAGUGAAGAACCUCGACACCCUUGGUCAGACCCAGUACAGGGAAUAUGUCAAGACAGUUAUAGAGGAUCGGACGAUCUCCAUUCACAACACCAUUAAGAGGAACAAUAUCCCCCUUUACAAGAAAUGA